Molecule: messenger RNA, 4668 nt
Organism: Miscanthus lutarioriparius
Lineage: Eukaryota; Viridiplantae; Streptophyta; Magnoliopsida; Poales; Poaceae
Source: the annotation of a GenBank genome assembly
AUGCCUCCUGGUGUGAUGAUGAGCGGCAGGAGUCGAACUCGAAGCAGGUGGAGGGGCGCGUGCGCGGCGCCGCUGCUGCUGCUGCGGUGCGCGCUCGUCAUGGCGUGCGUGGGCGGCGCGCUGGCCGUGGACGCGCUGGGCGCGGCGCUGCUGGCCUGGAAGCGCACGCUGCGGGGCGGCGCGGAGGCGCUGCGGGACUGGAGGGACACCGACGCGUCGCCGUGCCGGUGGACGGGGGUGUCCUGCAACGCCGCGGGCCGGGUCACGGAGCUCAGCCUGCAGUUCGUCGACUUGCACGGCGGCGUCCCCGCCGACCUGUCCGCCUCCGCCGUGGGCGCCACGCUCGCGCGCCUCGUGCUCACGGGCACCAACCUCACGGGCCCCAUCCCGCCGCAGCUCGGGGACCUGCCGGCGCUGGCGUACCUCAACCUCAGCAACAAUGCGCUCACGGGGUCGAUCCCGGCCGCCCUGUGCCGGCCCGGGAGCAGGCUCCAGAGCCUCUACCUCAACUCCAACCGCCUCGAGGGCGCCAUCCCGGACGCCAUCGGCAACCUCACGGCGCUGCGGGAGCUCAUCAUCUACGACAACCAGCUCGAGGGGGCCAUCCCGGCGUCCAUCGGACAGAUGGCCAGCCUCGAGGUGCUCCGCGCCGGCGGCAACAAGAACCUCCAGGGCGCGCUCCCGCCGGAGAUUGGCAACUGCUCCAGCCUCACCAUGCUCGGCCUCGCCGAGACCAGCAUCUCCGGCCCGCUCCCGGCGACCCUGGGCCAGCUCAAGAGCCUCGACACCAUCGCCAUCUACACCGCGAUGCUCUCCGGGCCGAUACCUCCCGAGCUCGGCCAAUGCAGCAGCUUGGUCAACAUCUACCUGUACGAGAACGCGCUCUCCGGGUCCAUCCCGCCGCAGCUCGGCAGGCUCAGCAGCCUCAAGAACCUGCUGCUGUGGCAGAACAACCUCGUCGGCGUCAUACCGCCGGAGCUGGGGGCGUGCGCAGGGCUCACCGUCCUGGACCUGUCCAUGAACGGCCUCACCGGCCACAUCCCGGCGUCGAUCGGGAACCUGACGUCGCUAAAGGAGCUGCAGCUCAGCGUGAACAAGGUGUCCGGCCUGAUCCCAGCCGAGCUCGCGCGCUGCACCAACCUCACAGACCUCGAGCUCGACAACAACCAGAUAUCCGGCGCCAUCCCCGCUGAGAUCGGGAAGCUCACGGCGCUGCGCAUGCUCUACCUCUGGGCCAACCAGCUCACGGGGAGCAUCCCGCCGGAGAUUGGCGGCUGCGCGAGCCUCGAGUCGCUCGACCUGUCGCAGAACGCGCUCACCGGGCCCAUCCCGCAGGCCUACCACUGGGAGCCUCAUGGCGAGGCGGAGUUUGUUCCGAGACCUCCUGCCGAGGCUCGAGGCGCGAGGUGGAGGAGGGCUCGGUCGUGGCGCAACAAUGCGCUCACGGGGUCGAUCCCGGCCGCCCUGUGCCGGCCCGGGAGCCGGCUCCAGAGCCUCUACCUCAACUCCAACCGCCUCGAGGGCGCCAACCCGGACGCCAUCGGCAACCUCACGGCGCUGCGGGAGCUCAUCAUCUACGACAACCAGCUCGAGGGGGCCAUCCCGGCGUCCAUCGGACAGAUGGCCAGCCUCGAGGUGCUCCGCGCCGGCGGCAACAAGAACCUCCAGGGCGCGCUCCCGCCGGAGAUUGGCAACUGCUCCAGCCUCACCAUGCUCGGCCUCGCCGAGACCAGCAUCUCCGGCCCGCUCCCGGCGACCCUGGGCCAGCUCAAGAGCCUCGACACCAUCGCCAUCUACACCGCGAUGCUCUCCGGGCCGAUACCUCCCGAGCUCGGCCAAUGCAGCAGCUUGGUCAACAUCUACCUGUACGAGAACGCGCUCUCCGGGUCCAUCCCGCCGCAGCUCGGCAGGCUCAGCAGCCUCAAGAACCUGCUGCUGUGGCAGAACAACCUCGUCGGCGUCAUACCGCCGGAGCUGGGGGCGUGCGCGGGGCUCACGGUCCUGGACCUGUCCAUGAACGGCCUCACCGGCCACAUCCCGGCGUCGAUCGGGAACCUGACGUCGCUGCAGGAGCUGCAGCUCAGCGUGAACAAGGUGUCCGGCCUGAUCCCAGCCGAGCUCGCGCGCUGCACCAACCUCACAGACCUCGAGCUCGACAACAACCAGAUAUCCGGCGCCAUCCCCGCUGAGAUCGGCAAGCUCACGGCGCUGCGCAUGCUCUACCUCUGGGCCAACCAGCUCACGGGGAGCAUCCCGCCGGAGAUUGGCGGCUGCGCGAGCCUCGAGUCGCUCGACCUGUCGCAGAACGCGCUCACCGGGCCCAUCCCGCGUUCCCUCUUCCGGCUGCCGCGGCUCUCCAAGCUGCUGCUAAUCGACAACACCCUCUCAGGCGAGAUACCACCCGAGAUUGGCAACUGCACGUCGCUCGUCCGGUUCCGCGCGAGCGGCAACCACCUCGCCGGUGCGAUUCCUCCCGAGGUUGGUAAGCUUGGCAACCUCAGCUUCUUUGACCUGGGCUCGAACAGGUUGUCCGGCGCCAUACCAGCGGAGAUCGCCGGGUGCCAGAACCUCACGUUCGUCGACCUCCACGGCAAUGCCAGCGCCGGCAUUCUGCCACCGGGGCUGUUCCACGACAUGCUCUCGCUGCAGUACCUGGACCUGUCGUACAACUCCAUCGGCGGCGCGAUCCUGUCGGACAUCGGCAAGCUCGGUUCGCUCACGAAGCUUGUUCUUGGCGGGAACAGGCUCACGGGACAGAUACCUGCAGAGAUCGGUUCCUGUUCACGGCUCCAGCUCCUGGACCUCGGCGGCAACACGCUGUCCGGCGCUAUACCGGCGAGCAUCGGCAAGAUUCCUGGGCUGGAGAUUGCUCUCAAUCUGAGCUGCAACGGCUUGUCGGGCGGGAUACCCAAGGAGUUCGGUGGCCUCGUGCGGCUUGGUGUGCUCGACGUGUCGCACAACCAGCUCUCCGGUGAUCUCCAGCCGCUGUCCGCGCUCCAGAACCUUGUGGCCCUCAACAUCUCCUUCAACGACUUCACCGGCCGCGCGCCCGAGACGGCGUUCUUCGCUAAGCUGCCGACGAGCGACGUGGAAGGCAACCCGGGUCUGUGCCUGUCGCGGUGCCCCGGCGACGCCAGCGAGCGCGAGCGCGCGGCGCGGCGCGCUGCCCGCGUCGCCACCGAGGUCCUGGUGUCCGCGCUCGUCGCCCUCCUCGCCGCCGCGGCGUUCCUCCUCGUUGGCCGCCGCAGACGCUCAUCCUCGUUGUUCGGCGGCCCGCGCUCCGACGAGGACGGCAAGGACGCCGAGAUGCUGCCCCCGUGGGACGUGACGCUGUACCAGAAGCUGGAGAUCAGUCUUAGUACAAAAUCUGACGGUUGUGAUUUGGUCUCCCGCGCAGAGUACGGGUGCUUGACUAAGAUCACGACGAAGAGCGACGUGUACAGCUUUGGGGUGGUGCUGCUGGAGGCCAUCACGGGGCGGCGGCCGGUGGAGGCGGCGUUCGGGGAGGGCCGGAGCGUGGUGCAGUGGGUGCGCGAGCACCUCCACCAGAAGCGCGACCCUGCGGAGGUGAUCGACCAGCGGCUGCAGGGGCGGCCGGACACGCAGGUGCAGGAGAUGCUGCAGGCGCUCGGGAUCGCGCUGCUGUGCGCCAGCGCGCGGCCCGAGGACCGGCCGACCAUGAAGGACGUGGCGGCGCUGCUGCGCGGCCUCCGGAGCGACAAUGACGGCGCCGAGGCGCGGAAGACGCCUCAAAAUCCGGUACCUUUUGUGAAGCCAACUACUGAGAACAGGGGUGUGGAUAAUCUCCCACCUGGUGGUUUCCUCAGCUAUUUCAAUCACCCAUGGAGUCAGCCACUUUCCCAGCCGAUCCCACCACAUUUAGCUGAUGGAAAUAGAGGGAAAGGGAGCCCAGCAGUGUCAGCUUCUGGGUCUCAUCCGCGACCCCAGCCCUUGAUCAAUUUAGACAAUGAUGAGGAUGAUGGAAAUGGUGCUAGGAUUGACAUACUGCUAAAAUGGACGAAGCCGGAGGAAGUGAGCUUGGUGGUUGCAUGGGUGAACAAUUCAAACAAUCCAAUCAAUGGCAACGGCAAGAAGACUGAUCGGUAUUGGGGAGAUGUUGCUAAUGAGUAUAAUAGUACCACCCCUAAAAGUAGAAGAAGAACAACAAAGCAAUUGAAGGACCACUUUCAGAAAAUUAAGAAAAAAGUCACUUGGUUCCGCAACUCAUGGAAAGAGGCUACAUCAAUUUGGCCUAGUGGUCAUUCUGAUGACCAGAUAAUGGAGAAGGCCGAAGCUAUCUAUGAGGAAUACAAAGAUGGUCGUCCAAUAGGCAACAAAAAGGCAAAGAAAGAGGCCAAGAAAUGCCCUUCUCAUAUGGAUGAUGUUCUACAGCAGCUUACAAAACUUCAGGGCACAAAUGAAAGUCGAGAAAAGAUGUUGGAAACCCAGAAACACGUUUCAAGUGAGAAGCUUGAAUCAGCUAGACUUAACCAUCUUGCAGCCAAAGAAAAUGCUAAGUCGGCUAUGGUGGAGACGUACAGAGCACUCAGUAUGAAAGAUACAAGUGCAAUGCCUGAUGAUGUCAGAGUUGAGCACUUGGCAUUUAUGAGAUGUGUGAGGGAGAGUAUAUUUGGCAAAACUGAAUCAGAUGCAAAUGGUGGCUCUUAA